This is a messenger RNA of Juglans regia (Persian walnut), 1571 nucleotides long. RefSeq lists its product as uncharacterized. The record is from RefSeq and is a predicted model, not a curated record. Bases 252 to 1163 code for a protein of 303 amino acids. The transcript is spliced from 2 exons. Lineage: Eukaryota; Viridiplantae; Streptophyta; Magnoliopsida; Fagales; Juglandaceae.
GUUAAGUAUGGAUGAGAAUGUUGUUCGCUUUUUAUUUUUUUUCUAAUAAUUUGACUAAUGAGUAGUUUUAGGGAUGCGGAUGGGAAGAUGUGACCUCCUCGUCACUGAUUCAACAGUACCAGCAUUCUUUUCCCCCUCCUCUCGCCUCUUGAAAUUUCUUUUAGCAACACCUCUCUCCGACUCUCCCUCCAUUUUUUUGUCUCCGAUCCAUUCUCAAUUUCUCAGACCCAUUACCAGGUUUCCACCAAACUAUGGAUCUAGCCCCAGAAGAGCUCCAAUUCCUAAAACUCUCAGAUAUCUUCAGAGAAGCAGUCGCCAUCCCAAAACAUUGCCCAAAGACCUUCUACCUCAUCAUCCUGACCCUUAUCUUCCCUCUCUCCUUUGCCAACCUACCUGACUCUCUCUCCACCGACUCACUCUUAGCUGACCUCAAGAUCUACCCACAAGCUGACCCGUCCCAGACCAGCCAUGCAUCGACCAUCUUCCGAUCACUCUUACCGUUCUUCUACGUCAUCUUCAUCUGUGCCUUCACCCUUUUCUCCACCUCCGCCGUUGUCUUCACUGUCGCCUCCCUCUAUUCCUCGAAGCCCGUCUCCUUCUCCUCCACAAUGUCUGCCAUUCCCAAGGUCUUCAAGCCCAUAUUCGUAACAUUUUCCUGUCUUGCUCUUUUGAUGUUGGUCUACAAUUUGGUGCUCCUUACUUUCUUGGAGAUAAUAGCCACUGUUGCCCGUGGCGGCCUUUUGCUGUUUCUUUCUUUGGUGGCCAUCAUCUUGCUCUUUCUUGUUGCGUAUUUCUAUAUGAGCGCCUUGUGGGUAGUGGCCAGCGUGGUUUCGGUGCUGGAACCGGUACACGGUUUAGCCGCAAUGAAGAAGAGCCGCGAAUUGCUGAAGGGGAAGACCCGUCAUGCCUUGGCGCUCGUUUUCCUAUAUUCGGCUGCCUGCUUGGUUAUUAACGCCGUGUUUGACUCGGUGGUGGUGCUCGGAGGGAACAAUUACGGGGUUUUUGUGAGGAUUGUGGUGGGUGGGUUCUUGGUGUGUGUUUUGGUGAUUGUGAAUUUGGUGGGGUUGUUGGUACAGAGCGUGUUUUACUAUGUUUGCAAGAGCUAUCAUCAUCAGGGGAUUGAUAAGAACGCUUUGCAUGAUCAUCUUGGGGAGUAUCUCUGAAGAGCAGCAUUCAGAUGGAGAAUUUGGAAAUCUGAGAUGGGGGCGAGCAACCUGACAGAGAUGAAUUCGCGUCUUGCUAUUAGGAAUCACAACUGGUGCAGCUCUAGACCUCCUUUCCACUGCCCGAGAGUACUGCUUCACUGCUUCUUUGGGCAGUUUGCGGGAAUGGCUCAGCCAGUCUCCUCCAUCAACCACUAGGGUUGUUCCAUUAACGUAUUUUCCUAAAAGCAGAAGACCAUAAUACUCUCAGUGAAUGGCAACAUCAUGGAAAAAAACAAAAGAAAAUGAAAGAAAAAUGAGAGGAAUCUUCGUCCUAGCUUUGUCCAAAAUCUCAAGAUUUUCCGUAGUUUAUGGAAGCAUCAACUGUUUUCUGGAAUGGAGUCUUUACGUACAAUUAUCUUUAUCGCA